GCAAAUCAAUCUCUUUUCUUUGCGUUCUUUGUACUCCAUAUAUAUGGUAAAACAAAUAUACCCUUGUAUUGCAUGUACUGGGUUAGAUGGACCGGCAAUGGACCUGAAUCUGCCGAUUCGGUUCUAAUCCGGUCCAAACUGGACCAGUUCAGGUCCGGUUCCCGAUCUGGGGUAUUUUAUGUACACCCUUAAUUAAAAGUACGGAGUAAGUAAUUAGUGAAAAAAGUAAAAAAAAAAAAAAACCUUACCAAUACUCCAUAACUAAAGUGGUUUGAAAGUUGAAACUUAUUUCAUGGUAUAACGAAUACGGAUCCUUAGUCUUGGGUUAAUGGACCCUUGAGCGCUUCAGCCCCAGGCAGGCAGUCACCACAUUCCAUAAUCCAUAGUCCAUAACUCCAUACACUAAAACAUAUUCUCUCUCCUUAAACCCUAAACCCCAAGCCUGUCGUUCAAAAUUACUCAUCCAGUUCUCCAUUGAAGCGCACUUCACGCUAGCUUCUGAGGGUUUGGUUUAUAUUACCCUUUAAUGUCGAAACAAAACCAUGAAAAUGGACCUUUUGUCCGUGGGCACAAUGCUCGGAAACAACCAGAUUUCGAAGCUUUAAAGGAGCUUUUUCAGCAUCACAUCGACUCUUUUGAUCAUCUGAUAGAGAAUGGGUUAGAAACUAUGAUGGGCAGUUUGAAGCCUGUUACUGUUCGUAAUGCCUUUACUGGAGACAAGCUCACAAUUUCUAUUGGUCAUCCAGAGUUGUUUCCUCCUCUUAAGGAUAACAAGGGAAUGACCAAGGCUUUGCUUCCUUAUGAGUGUCGUCAAGCAAAGAUAUCGUAUUCCGGGAAGCUAAAGGCUGAUGUUUGCUUCCAAUAUAAUCAAGGAGCUGUUAUUAGGGAGAGCUUUAAUUUCGGGCAGUUCCCUGUGAUGUUGAAGUCCAAGAUCUGCCAUCUCAGAAAUGCGUCUGCUCGGAAAUUGGUUUCUAACAGAGAGGAGGCAGCAGAGAUGGGUGGGUAUUUCAUCUUAAAUGGGAUUGAGAGGAUCAUUCGACUACUAAUAAUGCAAAAACGGAACUAUCCGAUGAGCAUGGUUCGAGGUUCAUUUCGUGCUCGUAGAGAAGGUUAUAGUGAUAAGGCAGUUGCCAUAAGAUGUGUUCGAGAAGACCAGUCUGCUCUUACUGUGAGACUGUAUUAUCUCAAUAAUGGAAGUGCUAGACUUGGAUUUGGGAUUCAAGGGAAAGAAUUCUUGCUUCCUGUGGGCAUUCUUCUAAAGGCAUUUAUUGAGGCUACUGAUCAUGAAAUAUAUGUGGCAUUGACAUGUUCCUACAAUGAGCAAUAUGAGGGAGUAAAAGGGUCUGUCGGCACACAACUUAUUGGAGAAAGAGCUAAAAUUAUUCUUGAUGAGCUGCAUGGAUUAUCGCUUUUGACACGUCGCCAAUGUCUUGAGCAUAUUGGACAGAGCUUCCAACCUGUCAUGGAUGGGCUAGAAAAUGAAGGCUAUUUAGUUGUUGGAAACGCUGUGCUAGACGAUUUUAUAUUUGUCCACCUUGGCUCCAAUAACUACGACAAGUUCAAUCUUCUAAUAUUCAUGUUGCAGAAGCUCUUUUCAUUGGUAGAUCAGACAUCUGUACCAGACAAUCCAGAUGCGUUGCAAAACCAUGAAGUUUUGCAAGCUGGUGAAUUGGUGUCCAUUUAUCUGAAGGAUAAACUACAGGAAUGGCUUUAUCGAUCAAGGAAGAUUCUUAAUGAUGAAAUGAGCCAAAAAGGCGAAAAAUUUGAUCUCAGCAGCUUAGGAGAUGUCAAGAAGCUGUUAAACAAAAAUCCCUCUACACAGAUUGGAACUGCUAUCGAGAAUUUGCUGAAAACAGGAAGAUUGGCAACAAUGUCAAGUCUGGACUUGCAGCAGAAAGCUGGCUUUGCUAUUCAGGCUGAUAGGCUGAACUUCCUGCGUUUUCUUUCGAAUUUUCGAGCUGUUCAUCGAGGUGCUGCAUUUGUUGAUGCUCGUACUACUACCGUGCGGAAGCUGCUUCCUGAGGCUUGGGGUUUUUUGUGUCCUGUGCACACUCCUGAUGGAGGGCCUUGUGGAUUGCUAAAUCAUUUGACCUGUACAUGUAGAAUUACAUCCUUCUUUGACGAUCAAGGUGAAAUGAAAAACUUUGUCACAAUGAGAUCCUCUAUCAUCAAAGUCUUGGUGAAGAUGGGAAUGAAAUCAUCAUUGCCAAAAAUUGUCCAAGCUGGUCCUCCUGAAGUUAUUUCUGUCCUCCUUGAUGGGCGAGUAAUUGGAACCAUACCGUCUGGUCAAGUUGAGGAUGUUGUCAAACACUUGCGGAGAUUGAAGCUGUCUGCAGCCACAGUGGUUCCAUGUGAUCUGGAAGUGGGCUAUGUUCCAUUGAGCUUUGGUGGUGCUUAUCCUGGAUUAUUUUUAUUUACAAAUCCUUCUAGGUUUAUUCGUCCAGUUAAAAAUAUCUCUAUUCCUUACGAAGAUAGUAAUGAUAUUGAACUAAUUGGCCCAUUUGAACAGGUAUACAUGGAAAUUCAAUGUCCUGAUGGUGGAGAUCAAGGGAGACGAGAAAAUUUUCCUGCAACUCAUGAGGAAAUACAUCCUACAGGGAUAUUAAGUGUUAUUGCUAAUCUUACGCCAUGGUCUAAUCACAAUCAGAGUCCACGUAAUAUGUAUCAAUGCCAGAUGGCAAAACAAACUAUGGCCUUUUCGUCUCAAGCAAUUAAGUUUCGUACAGAUCAAAAGGCAUAUCAUCUUCAGACUCCUCAAAGUCCGAUUGUGCGCACAGGUUCCUACACCAAGUAUUGCAUCGAUGAAUAUCCUUCUGGGACCAAUGCAAUAGUAGCAGUUCUGUCUUAUACUGGAUAUGAUAUGGAAGAUGCCAUGAUUUUGAACAAAUCAUCUGUUGAUCGUGGGAUGUGUCAUGCUCAGAUAUAUCAGACAGAAACUAUUGAUUUGACUGAAGACGGCAGCAGAUCUGAUCGUUCCAGCAAAACUUUUCAAAGAAGUACUGUUGAUCAAUCAGCACAUUCGUUGAUUGAUAUGGAUGGACUUCCCUACGUUGGGCAGGUAAUACAUCCUGGUCAGCCAUACUGCAGUGUGUACAAUAGCACAAGUGGCACAGUAUUUACUCACAAAUUGAAGAGUUCAGAGACGUCUGUGGUUGAUUAUGUAGGCAUUGAUGGAAAGAAUAAAAAAGAACUUCAAAAGGCUAAUAUUCGGUUUCGACGUCCAAGGAAUCCUAUUAUCGGGGACAAAUUUAGUAGCAGGCAUGGGCAAAAAGGUGUUUGCUCUCGGUUGUGGCCAGAUAUUGAUAUGCCAUUUUCUCAUAGUACUGGGAUGCGCCCCGAUCUUAUCAUCAAUCCGCAUGCAUUUCCUUCAAGGAUGACAAUUGCAAUGCUUUUAGAAUCCAUUGCUGCUAAGGGUGGCAGCUUGCACGGUAAGUUUGUUGAUUCAACACCAUUUGAAGACUCACUCAAGAAAGCUAAUGGAGAGCAUGGAUCCGAAUCAAGUUCACUUGUUGAUGAACUUGGAACCAUGUUAACGGCUCAAGGAUUUGAUAGAUUUGGUACUGAAGUAUUGUAUAGUGGAGUUUUUGGAACAGAACUAACGUGUGAGAUCUUUAUUGGGCCUGUUUAUUAUCAAAGGUUGCGGCACAUGGUUUCAGACAAAUUCCAGGUUCGUUCAACUGGAACAGUGGAUCCGAUAACACGACAGCCUAUAAAAGGUAGAAAGCUUGGUGGAGGUGUUCGGUUUGGAGAAAUGGAGAGGGAUGCGAUGCUUGCCCAUGGUGCUGCUUAUUUACUGCAUGACAGGCUACAUAAAAGCUCAGAUUAUCAUGUUGCUGAUGUGUGCUCUCUUUGUGGAAGCAUCCUCUCUGCAACUAUUAUCGAACCACACAAGCAGGUGGUGCAAAAAAUUAAUGGGCUACCUCCUGCAAGGGCUCCCAGAAAGGUUUUUUGCCAUUCUUGUCAGACCAGCAAAGGAAUGGAAACAGUCGCUAUGCCUUAUGUUUUUAGAUAUCUAGCAGCAGAACUGGCCGCUAUGAAUAUUAAGAUGACCCUCGAGCUAAGUAAUGGAGCAGGAGCUUGAUAUGGAGUCUGACACCUAUGAUGAAGCUAAAUAGCAAGUUGUAUCAUUUGAUGCAGGGCACUUGGAAAUUAGAAAGUAGUACAUAUCUUCCUGAAUUGAUGCAAGGGGUGUGAUGCAAGGAUCGGAUUUACAUGGUACAAACUCUCUGCCCAGCAUAUUUAUCUGAAGAAGAUCAAACCCCCAGGGGUUCCGAAAGCUCACAGUUUUGCUAAAUUAUACAACUUCCACAUUUUACAGCAAGGGUGGAAAUUGUACUAGUUGUAUUCUUAAGUUUAUACAUAGUAUAUUCUUUUUUGAAAUGAGAUUUUAUUUUUUAAUCCUGAGUCCCCCCCUCUCCGUCUCUCUUGUUCAA
Chenopodium quinoa (quinoa) is the source of this 4433-nucleotide messenger RNA. RefSeq names its product DNA-directed RNA polymerase I subunit 2-like. NCBI's taxonomy places the organism in Eukaryota, Viridiplantae, Streptophyta, Magnoliopsida, Caryophyllales, Amaranthaceae. The coding region runs from base 527 to 4081 and encodes 1184 amino acids. The transcript has 28 exons. Gene Ontology annotation, cellular component: RNA polymerase I complex; nucleus. The record is from RefSeq and is a predicted model, not a curated record. Gene Ontology annotation, molecular function: DNA-directed RNA polymerase activity; ribonucleoside binding; DNA binding. Gene Ontology annotation, biological process: DNA-templated transcription.